Messenger RNA from Lottia gigantea (owl limpet), 1332 nucleotides. RefSeq lists its product as hypothetical. The coding region runs from base 1 to 1332 and encodes 443 amino acids. Gene Ontology annotation, molecular function: carbohydrate binding; hydrolase activity, hydrolyzing O-glycosyl compounds. Gene Ontology annotation, biological process: carbohydrate metabolic process. Lineage: Eukaryota; Metazoa; Mollusca; Gastropoda; Lottiidae. The transcript has 11 exons. The record is from RefSeq and is a predicted model, not a curated record.
AUGUCCUUUGUAGAUGUUGGUUAUGAGCUAGUAGCUCUGCAUUUCAGUAUUAACAAGAAGGUAUCUGGGGUCCAGGCUGGCGAUUAUAAUGUCGACAUCAAAAAUAAGCAAGGUGGAAAUUUUGUAUAUGAGAAUAGACUUGUGACUAUAAACCAUGGUGAUUAUAUAUCUUAUUGGGUAUAUGGUGUUGUUAAUGGUCUGGCUGAGCAGUUAUUGGACCAGGAAUGGAGAUUGACAGAUCCCACACCAGACAAUGAUCACCAUACGUCACAUCCGGAUAAUCAUGCUACGCAGGCGCCCACUAAUAAUCACCCACACUCCUCCGGUGGUAACACUCGACAACAAACGCCAACCCAGCAAUCUUGUACCAGCUAUCCAUGUUUGAUCUUUGAAGAUAAUUUUGAUUUUAUCAAUCACCAUGUUUGGGAACAUGAACUCACUCUCGGAGGAGGCGGGAAUUGGGAAUUUCAGCAGUACACAAACAAUAGAAGUAACAGUUAUUGUAAAAAUGGCGUCCUUCAUAUUAAACCUACUCUAACCACGGAUGCUAUGGGUGAUGAUAACUUUCUAGAAUCUGGUAGUAUAGAUAUCUGGGGUGCUGGACCUCAUGAUACCUGCACCGGAAAUGCGUUCUAUGGUUGUAAACGAGAUGGCGCUCCAGGCAGAGUACUAAAUCCUAUCCAAUCAGCAAGGCUGAGAAGUUCACGUGGUUUUAAUUUCAAAUAUGGCAAAGUUGAAGUGGAGGCUAAAUUACCAACUGGAGAUUGGAUCUGGCCAGCGAUAUGGAUGAUGCCGACAUGGGAUACGUAUGGUUCAUGGCCAGCUUCUGGUGAGAUCGACAUCAUGGAAAGUCGAGGAAACCUGAAUUAUAAAGAUAAACAGGGCAACCCAGUUGGUGUAGACCAUGUUGGUAGUACACUUCAUUUCGGUCCUAACUGGCAACAUGAUCCCUUCUACAGAGCCACAGCAUCCAAAUUUUCUGUGGACGGUGAUAUGAUAUUGAAUGUUAAACCUGAUUCUGGAGGAUUCUGGAAAUUUGGAGGCUUUGAUAAAACUAGCAUGGAAAAUCCCUGGAGGUUUGCGAGUAAAAUGGCACCAUUUGAUCAAGAGUAUUAUAUCAUACUCAACGUGGCCGUCGGUGGGCUUCAUUAUUUCGCUGACUCCAAUCAUGGACCACGCCCUAAACCAUGGAAAGACAACUCCCCACAAGCUUCUACAGAUUUCUGGCGAGCCAAGAAUCAGUGGUACCCAACCUGGAACCCACAUGUUCGAGAUGGUGAAGACGCAGCUUUACAAAUCAACUACAUCAAAGUGUGGAAAAUGAAACCAUGA